Messenger RNA from Naegleria lovaniensis, 1092 nucleotides. RefSeq lists its product as uncharacterized. Gene Ontology annotation, molecular function: transcription coactivator activity. NCBI's taxonomy places the organism in Eukaryota, Heterolobosea, Eutetramitea, Acrasida, Naegleriidae. The coding region runs from base 1 to 1092 and encodes 363 amino acids. Gene Ontology annotation, biological process: regulation of transcription by RNA polymerase II. Gene Ontology annotation, cellular component: SAGA complex. The transcript is spliced from 2 exons. The record is from RefSeq and is a predicted model, not a curated record.
AUGCAAACGGCUUCCUUGACGGUAUCGGGCGGGAAGAAAUCUAAAAGCGGGAUAUCAAAAAAAGAACAUCAACAUGCACAACAACUGCACCAGCGAGUCAAUUUAUCACAAAUUAAAAAGCUGAUAGAUAGGCAUUUGGACGAUCGAAAAUCGCUCUAUUGGAAUACGUUUAUUAAAUACCUUCAAGCUAAAUUAUCAAAAACCGAAUGGGAUCACUUUGUGAAAAUAACUUUUGGAUAUGAAUUUAUUGCACUCCAUAAUUAUUUUAUUAAGAGCUUAUUAUUCAAUGCCAGAGUUUCUACGUUCCAUCAAUUACAUUCAAUAGGAGGAAAUAAUCAAAAUAAUAGGACUAGAACUACAGGACUGAAUAGUAUGAUGAUGCUCAUGAAAAAGGAAUCAUUGAACAAUCUCUUUCCAGUUUCAAUUCACAGAUCAAUUGUUGCACCUCCCUUUGAUGCCUCUCGUAAAAUUAAUUUAUUGUCUCAUUCCAUAUCUAGCUCAACAUCUUCACAGUACUCUUCACAAAGUGCAUCACACUAUGAAAAGCAACAUUUUUCACUUUCUAGGGAUUUUAUUGAACGAAAAAUGAAUAAGAUUGCCAAUGACAUGGGAUUGUUGAAUGGUGUCGAUGGAGACUCUGUUAAUUUAUUACUCAUAUCUGCAGAGUCUUAUUUGAAAUAUUUCAUUUCAAAAUGUUUACAAUAUAAAAGCUCACAGAGAUGCCAGAACACUAGAGGAGAACACAAUCCAAUGACCACAACAAUGAUGGAUGAAGAAGAGAGUGACGAGCAAGCAGAAGAAAAUGGAGUUAAGAAUGCUGCCACUACCUCAGUAUCUCGAUCAUUCAUCAAACCUGAACCUGGAUCCUAUCUUGUACAAGACGGCAACUAUAUUCACAGUUACCGACAUUACACAGAUGAAUUGACAUAUCUAACCAAUGCUAAUAACGAAGAAGAGCCACGGGAAGAUAUUGACAAGUUUGUCAUUACACCUAAAGACUUGGUCAUGACCAUACAAGCAUGUCCUAAUCUCACCGAUAACAUGACCAUCAAGGAAAAGAUAUUAGACAUGGAAUGGGAUAUGUACAAUUAA